CUAAAAAGAAAACGUGGUCGGCCUAAAAAGAUUAUAGGAAAUACGUCCACAUCAACUGAACUUGAAAACAUAACUGUCACUCCAACUCCGUACACGAAUAUAUCGAGUGUCUUAUUGGAUCACACUGCUGACGGUCAAUUACCACUUACGGAACUUAAAAGAAAGCGUGGUCGACCUAAAAAGGUUAUAGGAAGUAUGUCCACACAAACCUGUGUUGAUUUGCUUGAUCAAGUGCCACCUACAAAUCAAAAGAAAAAACCUGGUCGACCUAAAAAAGUGUUGGCGAGCACUUCUACACGAUCUGGUUGGUUAUAA
Molecule: messenger RNA, 315 nt
Organism: Striga asiatica
Lineage: Eukaryota; Viridiplantae; Streptophyta; Magnoliopsida; Lamiales; Orobanchaceae
Source: the annotation of a GenBank genome assembly